CGAGGCGGGGCGGGGGUGCCGUGGGCUCGGUGGCCGAGGUGGAGCCGCGUUCACUGGGUCGGACCCUUGGCGUGAGUUCCUCUUUGACCCUCACAGGAGCCCGGCCUCCGGACGAAGACUGGCCAGAGGGGCAGCGAGGGUCGCAGCCAGAGUCGGAGCCGGCGGCGUCCGCUGAGGAGACCGAGGCUCUAAAGGCCGGCCCUGGAGGGGAACGCCAGAGAUGGACCUCGUGAGACUCUCGCGGCUCUUCUCCGGCCCCCGCCCCAUGGGAUUGGCCAUCCUGCAGCACCUUGACCCCCUCAGAGCCAGGUGGGCCGGAGGCCAGGAGGGGCCCAUGUGGCCGAGGACCGCAGGGCUGAUUCGGCUAGUGCCAGCAGCCUUCAACAGCUCCCUCUCUCGGCUGCCCCUCGGCCCGCGGAGACAGAAGAACACAGGCAGCCUGAGCUCUGACCCAGGCCAGCCCAGCCCCACGGCCACCCAGGAGGAAGGGGAGGAGGAGCGCUUUGGGACUCUUUCCGACAAAUACUCCUCCCGGAGAAUGUUCCACAAAUCGACGGCCCAGUUGUAUAACCUGCGGCUCAAGGAACAGAGUGUUGAAGAAGAUGAGGAAGGGGAGCUGCAGCCAGAAGCAUGGCAGGGCCCGAGAAACACCCCUUACUGGUACUUCUUUCAGUGCAAACGCCUGAUCAAGGAAGGAAAGCUGGCCGAGGCCCUGGACCUGUUUGAGAGACAGAUGCUGAAGGAGGAGCGACGCCAGCCCCUUGAGUGCAACUACACCGUGCUGAUCGGGGGCUGCGGGCGGGCCGGCUACCUGAGGAAGGCCUUCCAGCUCUACAAUGACAUGAAGAAGCGAGACCUGGAGCCCUCAGAUGCCACCUACACAGCCCUGUUCAACGUCUGCGCUGAGUCCCCCUGGAAGGACUCCGCUCUGCAGAGUGCCCUGAAGUUACGGCAGCAGCUUCAGGCCAGAAACUUCCAGCUCAACUUGAAAACGUACCACUCCCUGCUGAAGAUGGCCGCCGUGUGCGCAGACCUCAGGAUGUGCCUGGAUGUGUUUAAGGAAAUCAUCCAGAAAGGACAUGCGGUCACAGAGGAGACCUUCAGUUACCUGCUCAUGGGCUGCAUCCAGGACAAGAAAACGGGUUUCCGAUACGCCCUGCAGGUGUGGAGGCAGAUGCUGAGCCUGGGGCUCCGGCCGAGCCGGCACGGCUACAACCUGCUGUUGGGGGCAGCUCGGGACUGCGGCCUGGGGGACCCGGCUGUGGCCUCGGCGGUGCUCCUGAGGCCCAGGGAGGAGAUGGUCCUGCUCCAGCCCCCGGCAGGCGGGCGGCAGGCAAGGAGGAGAGAUGGGGUCGGGGCGGACGAUCGCCUGUCAGCCUGGCUGCACGUGGAGGCCCUGGAGAGGCAGCUGUUUCUAGAACCUUCUCAGGCACUUGAGGGGCCUCUGGAGCCUCAGGAGGCCGGAGCCCCUGGCAAGGCCCAGCCUGGGGUGGAAACCAAGGUGGAGCCUGACCGCGCUGUGGCCCUCUGCUCUGUGGCCCCGGAGUCGCCUCCCUGGGGGCUGGAGGCCAACCUCCUGACCCCGGGGGCGGUCCCCUCGGCUGUGGUCUCCUUUGGGACCGUGACCACUCCAGCCGACAGGCUGGCCUUGAUGGGGGGCCUGGAGGGCUUCCUGGGAAAGAUGGCGGAGCAUGGGCUUCGGCCCGACAUCAAAACCCUCACGCUGCUGGCGGAGGUGGUGGAGCCUGGGAGCGCCGCAGAGUCCUCGCUGCUGACCGUCUUGGACGCGCACCAAGUGGAGGCCGACCUGACCUUCUUCAACACGCUGAUGAGGAGGAAGAGCAAGCUGGGCGACCUGGAGGGGGCGAAGGCACUGCUGCCAGUCCUGGCAAAGAGGGGAAUCGUCCCCAACCUGCAGACAUUCUGCAACCUGGCCAUCGGGUGCCGCAGGCCAGGGGAUGGCCUGCAGCUGCUUGCAGACAUGAGGAGAUCCCAGAUGACCCCCAACGCCCACAUCUACAGCACCCUCAUCAACGCGGCCGUCAAGAAGCUGGACUACGCCUAUCUCAUCGACAUCCUGAAGGACAUGAGGCGGAACAGGGUCCCGGUGAAUGAAGCGGUCAUCCGCCAGCUGGAGUUCGCAGCCCAGUACCCACCCACCUUCGACCGGUACAAAGGGAGAAACACCUACCUGGAGAAGAUUGAUGGCUUCCGAGCUUAUUAUAAGCAGUGGCUGAAAGUGAUGCCAGCAGAGGAAACCCCCCACCCGUGGCAGAAGUUCCGGACCAAACCAAAGGGAGACCAGGACACCGUCACUGUGGCCGAUGUGGACAGAGGCCCUGGGGGAGCAAGACUCUGGUCUAAGGAAACAAGAUCUGAUGGUGAAACCCAACUAAAUCUGAAGCAGGCUCUGUUCCGGCCACAGGUCUGGGGCAGCAGCCCCAGCGAGACAUCACCACGGAACCCCGGGGCUCUCGCAGGAGCAGGGCUCCUGCUGCUCUGCUACCCCUCCUGCCCCCGCCGGAGGCCAGCACCAGAGCCGCCCCUCAGGAGGCAGCCCGUGCUCGCUCUCCACUGCUCCACAUGCCCGUCCUUGAGCUUCCAGAUGGUUCAGGGGGACAGAGCUGCCUGCUGAGCUAAAGCCCUUGGCCCAGAGCCGAAGCCCUACAAGCUGUAACUAGUGCUGCAGCGUGAAGGGACCUUGUGACGAGGGACUGUGUGAAAGAAGACAUCUGGCCUGACCUCCCAGCGGGGCCCACGGCGGUCAGCUGAGGGGCCGCGCUCAAAGGCCGCUAACGGCCAACAGCCCAGCAACCCUUCCCUGCCUCCUGCGGCCCCGCUUCAGAGGCGUCUGUGCGUGGAGCUGAGCUACUGCACCCCCAGCCGUGUUCCCCAGCCGCCCAGGAAGUGCUGGCGGGAGACGCGGUGAUGCUAACAUUGAAGUGUCACUGGGAGGAAAAGGAGGCCUGGAAAAAAGGGCGGCUGAAGGGCAAGCACUGGAGGGAAAGGGACAAGCUCCUGCCGACUGGCCCACCCUCCCGGCCACCCUGGGGGUGGGUAUCAUCACCCCCAUUUGGUUAAGUGAGGAAAGGAGCCCAAUAACUUGCCCAAAGGAGGAGGUGGGACUGGCCCCCAGAUGCAAGAUCAUUACUGCCAAACUCCCUGGCAUGGAUUCCUGACCAGAGGGUCUCACUCCUGGCGGGAUGGCCAACCACAAAACAGAACAACAUAAAACCCCUUGUGGUCAACUAGGGCAGAAUCCUGACAGUAACAUCACACCCAGUCAGACAUGACAGGGGUGGAGACAUUACCACUUCCAGCUUGCUUUUGGGGACCCGGCAAAUGCAGUUUGUCCCAAAAUUGGUGUCCCGUGUCUGAAUGCACCGCAGGCAGCAUAGGUUCUCAUAUCCCUGCUUUUUCCAUUUUGCGAUCAGGUUUUUAUCUGCAUAGCCUUCUUUAAUACAGUAUUCAUACAGUUCUGUCAAAAAGAUGGGGAAAGGGCAUCAGACCAUAGUAUCACAAAGCUCCCCCCACCCCUGGCCCAUCACUACCCACCCUUAAAAAGAGUAUUUAGCCUGGGGCUUCCCUGGUGGCGCAGUGGUUAAGAAUCCGCCUGCCAAUGCAGGGGACACGGGUUCGAGCCCUGAUCUGGGAAGAUCCCACAUGCCGCGGAGCAACUAAGCCCAUGCGCCACAACUACUGAGCCUGUGCUCUAGAGCCCGCGAGUCACAACUACUGAAGGCCACGCACCUAGAGCCCAUUCUCUGUAACAAGAGAAGCCACCGCAAUGAGAAGCCCGCGCACAGCAACAAAGAGUAGCCCCCACUCGCCACAACUAGAGAAAGCCCGUGCACAGCAACGAACACCCAAUGCAGCCAAAAAUUAAAAAAAAAAAAAGUAGCCAAUGUUGGCCUGGCUCCUUUCCUUUUUUUGGUGGUAAGAAACAGGAUGACACUUGCUGAGGUUUCAAGAAUUAAAUAAAUCUGAAAGCUACUCAAGUUGGGAAGGUCAAGAGAGAAUUUGGCCAAUUACCUCUGCUUAUGGCUUUCCGCUUGUAGAAGAGGUCAAAAAUAUAGCGGGUUUUCUGGUGAUGGAUCCUAAAGAUGGGCCACAGAGAUUCCACUUUCCUCUUUCCCUCGUGAGGUUCUGUUUCAGCUGGAGAGAAAACACAUGUGUUUGUUUUUUGGGGGAUAGGGUAGUCUGCAUAGGAUAUAGUGUUUUUUUUUAAUAAGUAGGGAUAAAGAGUAAAUACUUUGUACCCACUAGGAUGGCUAUAAUCAAAAUGACAAGACAGUAAUAAAUGUUGGCGAGGAUGUGGAGAAAUCAGAAUCCUCAUACACUGCUGGUAGGAAUGUAACAUGAUGCAGCUGCUAUGGAAAAGUCUGGCAAUUCCUCAGGAAGUUAAACAGAGUAACCAUAUGACCCAGGAGUUCCACUCCUAGGUAUAUACCCAAGAGAACUGAAAAUGCACUUGCACACAAAAACCUGUACAUGAAUGUUCAUGGUAGCCAAAAAGUAGAAAUCACCCCAGCAUCCAUCAACUGAUGAAUGGUUAAAAUGUAAUCUAUCCACAUGAUGGAAUAUUUUUCAGUUAUAAAAAGUAAUGAAGUACUCACACAUGCCACAACAUGGAUGACUGUUGAACACGUUAUGCUCAGUGAAAGAAACCAGUCCUCACAGACCGCCUAUUGUAUGACUCUGUCUAUACAGACAGAAAGUAGAUUAGUGGUUGCCUAGAUCAGGGAGACCCCUGCUAAAGGGGAUGGGGUUUCUCUGCGGGGUGAUAAAUACUGUAAAACUGACCAUGGUGAUGGUUGCCUAACUCUGUGAACACACUAAACGGUGCUUAACUGAAUACUUUAAAAGGCUGAAUUUUACAGCAUAUGAUUUAAGGCUCAUUAGGGCUGGUUUUUUUUUUUUAAAGACAAAGCGAAAGGUAAGCCACAUGACUUAAACAUUAAUUGCUUUAAAUUAAAAAUGCCUUUUAAAUUAGAUAAAUUAGAAAGCAAAGGUUUUAAAAAAUCAAAGACAACCUCUGUUAAUACCCGGGUCUCUAUCCUUCCAGACCUAUUUCUCCAGCAUAAUAAUUUCUCAAGAUAAUUCUGGACCUACAGAUGGGCAUACUAAUAAUCUUUUAAGGCACCUCUAAUUUCAUUUCCCAACCAAAAUCGUUUAGGGAAAAAAGAAAGAAAAAAAAAAAAAGACAAGUCUGAAAGUUCUUAGCAUGGCGAGCCUGCAGGAAAUAAUGGCUCUAUCAAGACAUGUAGGAUCAGGUAGCAGCUUGCACCUGCCAAAAGGCAAGUCUUUCUCUUAGCAUUACAAGCUGAUCUUUGUCACCUCUUCUUGGUUUUUAGGGCAGAGGAGAAAGGUGAGAAGGGUUAAGAAACCUAUACCUCCAUUUCUCCAACACCGAGGCUGUUCUAUUACCUAGAAUUUGUAAUUCAGCUCAAUAAACAGGAUUCUGUGAUCCAAGUAAAA
Messenger RNA from Balaenoptera ricei (Rice's whale), 5478 nucleotides. RefSeq names its product pentatricopeptide repeat domain 1 (gene PTCD1). Gene Ontology annotation, molecular function: protein binding; tRNA binding. The record is from RefSeq and is a predicted model, not a curated record. Lineage: Eukaryota; Metazoa; Chordata; Mammalia; Artiodactyla; Balaenopteridae. Bases 221 to 2635 code for a protein of 804 amino acids. The transcript is spliced from 10 exons. Gene Ontology annotation, cellular component: mitochondrial matrix. Gene Ontology annotation, biological process: tRNA 3'-end processing.